This is a messenger RNA of Pieris macdunnoughi, 2034 nucleotides long. The record is from the annotation of a GenBank genome assembly. Lineage: Eukaryota; Metazoa; Arthropoda; Insecta; Lepidoptera; Pieridae.
AUGGCGAAGGUGAUUCUGCUCCUUGCAACCUGCGCUGUAGUGAGAGGGGAUUACAACCUCUUUACAAAUCCUACCCACUUUCAAGAUUUUUCGGGCUAUCAAGAGGAUAACAGGGUUGCAGAUGGCGGUGUACAGGCUGAAAGACUGCCAGUUAAUGGGUUUGGAGACAUUAAAAGUACAUUAACAGGUCCAGGAGGCUAUCUAAGCUUCAGCAACCCACCACCGCCACCAGGCUCCACGCAGGAUCCGGCAUCGCAAACAUGCGCAGUGCCACCAUCGUUUUGCCCUAAAUCUCGCUACCGUACUCUUGAUGGAAGCUGUAAUAACCCUCUGAGACCCAGCCUUGGUAUGCCACAGACACCUUACCAGAGGCUUCUUCCGUUCAACUAUUAUGACGGUAUCAGCCAACUACCCAAGUCGGUUACUGGAGAAGAACUGCCAAAUGUACGUGAGAUCAGUAUAACUGUUUUCCCAGACAAGCCCCUAAUAGACCCUAAAUGGAACUUGAACGCCCAGCAGUGGGGACAAAUCAUCACUCAUGACAUGUCUCUGACCGCUGGAAACCCGCAAAGUCAUCGCAAUCCAAUCGUAUGUUGCGAUGAUGAGGGUGUUCUCGCGUCAGACUAUAAAACAAACCCAAAGUGCGCCCCAAUUGUCAUACCCCCAAAUGACCCAAUACACGGACCUCAGGGCACACAAUGUAUGAAUUUUGUUAGAACUGGAACCACGAGAGACAGGAGGUGCACACCAGCCAAUGCUCCUGCGCAACCGCUGUCAUCUGUCACCUCAUACAUGGAUCUUUCGCUAGUCUAUGGAAACAGCGAGAGACAAUUGCAGUCUAUCCGUGAAUUCCGUGGCGGGAGAUUAUUAACAAUAUUAAGGAAUGGCCGUGAGUGGCCCCCGCAAGACCCUAAUGUCACAAUGACCUGCGAAUCUGCGCAGUCACCGAACGAACCCUGCUACUUGACUGGUGAUAUUCGUGUCAAUCAGAACCCACAAUUAACGAUUCUUCAAGUUAUUUUGCUCCGCGAACACAAUCGCAUCGCAAACAAGCUGGCAGCAAUGAAUCCCUGGUGGAGCGAUGAAACAACAUUCCAAGAAGCGCGCCGGAUUCAUGUCGCACAAAUCCAGCACAUUAAUUAUUAUGAAUAUCUUCCUAUAUUCCUUGGAUUGGAAAACAUGUUAAAGAACAAGUUAAUAUACCGCGGUGUUCAUUCACACGUGUCCGAUUACAACCCUCAAGUGGACCCAUCCGUUCUGGACGAACAUGCGACGGCAGCCUUCAGACAUUUCCAUACUUUGAUACGAGGAUAUUUGCACUUGAUAACGGAGGACAGACAGCUGGCAGGCUACGCCCGUUUGAGUGAUUGGUUCAAUCGACCACUACUAUUAGAACUCGACAACAUCUUCGACAAGUUGACUUUGGGUCUAACAUUUCAGCCACAAGGGUUCAGCGAUCGCUUCUGGGAUAGCGAAAUAACUCAGUUUCUGUUCCGCCGUAACCAAACAUUUGGCGGUGAUCUACGAGCGACAGAUAUACAACGUGGUCGCGACCAUGGCUUGGCUAGCUACAUUGACACUAGAGCUGCUUGCGGACUCCCAGUACCCCGAAGCUUCCAGGAUAUGACAGAUUUCAUACCUAAAAAAAGCGUAGACCUACUCGAAACUCUAUACAGCGACGUGAGAGACGUCGAAUUGGUCGUCGCUGGGUCUUUGGAGGUGAACGCACAUGGAGCGCAAGCUGGUCCCACGUUCCUAUGCAUCCUCACUGAACAAUUCUACAGAACCAGAGUGGGUGAUAGAUAUUUCUAUGAAAAUGGAGACCCCGAAGUUGCCUUUACCUUAAGUCAACUGAAGUCUAUUCGUAGAGGAGCGUCAAUGGCACGAAUCCUUUGCGAUAACGCGGACAAUAUUCAAUUUAUGCAGCCACGGGCCUUUGAACUCGUCGCAGCUGGAAAUACACCAGUCCCCUGCAGCCGUCUACCAUCAAUAGAUUUAAGUUUAUGGCAGGACGAGAGAAGACAUUUCGGAUGA